CAGAGUCCGGCAAAGUGUGGAACUAAAGAAGACUGGGACGAAGAGGAAGUACUUUUUAAAAUGGAAAUACAGUAAAUCAUACUUGAACUUUUCAUAGCGGAACAACAGGACGCGUUCACUUGGACGAGGUUAUGGAGGCCAUACAGUAGCUCUGAGUCCCACGUCCUCAGUCUGCUGUUAUACCUUAUUCCACUCCGUCUGCCCAUUUCAGGCUUCCAUGCCCGCCCAACCCCCUGUGAAGGAGCCGGAGGAGGAGAUGGAGGCAGAGGGUGAGUCGCAGCUCCCCGAGGCCAACGGAGAGGUGGAAGAACCCACAGAGACUGAAGGAACAAGAGGGGGAGGAGCCGAGGAGACCAUGGAGGAAAGUAUGGAGGAGAGGGAGACCGACUUGGAAGAUAGUGAUGAGGAGGAAGAGGAAGAAGAGAGCUCAGAGAUGGAUGAUGAAGACUGCGAGAGGAGAAGAGGAGAAUGUCUGGAUGAGAUGAUGGAUCUGGAGAAACAAUUCCAGGAGCUGAAAGAGAAGUUGUUUCGGGAACGGCUAAACCAGGUGAAAGUCAAGCUGGACGAGGUGCUGACAGGAAAGGCCGGUGAAUACAGAGAACCACUGGCUGCACUACAGAACAGCAUGCAGAUACGGACACAAGUGGCUGGAGUGUACAGGGAGCUGUGUCUGCAGGUCAUCAAACACAAGCAUGAAUGUGAAGUUCAAGGAGCGAGGCAGCACCUGGAGAGUGAGCGAACGCUGCUGUUUGACGCCAUGAAGGGCGAGCUACUGGAAAAGAUAAGGAGGCUGGAGGAGGACAGGCAGAAUAUAGACCUCACCUCAGAGUGGAGCGAUGAGCUGAGGGGCAAGAAGUGCAAAAGAAAGAACCUGCUGGGUCGAUCUGAGAAGAAAAAGAAAGUAGCUUUGGUUUCAGGGCCUUUCAUCGUCUACAUGCUGAGAGACAUUGACAUCCUUGAAGACUGGACUGCUAUCAAGAAGGCAAAAGCAGCUCUGUCGCCACUAAAAAAGAAAGUUGAAAAGCGGUGAUGAAAGGUGGAUCUCUGCAGCAGCGACACCAAACUUAACACACACUCACAUUCCCAGCUAUUUCCAGUUCAGGUUUUGUCUCGUUGACUGAAGCCCAGCAGACUGAGUUGUUUUUCUGCGCUUUUGAUCCCACCUGCCUACCACCCUACUGCUUGUUUGUUAUCUAUUGCUAUUUAAAAGAAGUUCUUAACGAUAUGACAACCAUGUAUUUAUAGAAUGAUUUAUAAUGCUGAUUGAAAAUCUAAUCUUUUAGCACACAA
This is a messenger RNA of Pelmatolapia mariae (spotted tilapia), 1290 nucleotides long. RefSeq names its product BRMS1 transcriptional repressor and anoikis regulator (gene brms1). The coding region runs from base 218 to 1030 and encodes 270 amino acids. The record is from RefSeq and is a predicted model, not a curated record. Gene Ontology annotation, molecular function: histone deacetylase binding. Gene Ontology annotation, biological process: negative regulation of transcription by RNA polymerase II. The transcript has 11 exons. Lineage: Eukaryota; Metazoa; Chordata; Actinopteri; Cichliformes; Cichlidae. Gene Ontology annotation, cellular component: Sin3-type complex.